Molecule: messenger RNA, 1437 nt
Organism: Oppia nitens
Lineage: Eukaryota; Metazoa; Arthropoda; Arachnida; Sarcoptiformes; Oppiidae
Gene: PolD2
Product: DNA polymerase delta subunit 2-like
Exons: 2
Coding region: 94-1437 (447 amino acids)
Biological process (GO): DNA strand elongation involved in DNA replication; DNA replication
Cellular component (GO): delta DNA polymerase complex
Molecular function (GO): DNA binding
Source: RefSeq, a predicted model, not a curated record
UUGUCAUGUAAUGUAUGAACAGUGCAAACAAUAUCCAUAUGAGAGAAGACAACAUCCAUACGAAAGGCGCCAAAAGUUGUGGUCAAUUGUUUGAUGAAAAUAAUUGAAGAAAAUAUGGCCAAAUGUCCGGUGGUCUACAAGAAUGACCGAUUUAUUAUCAAAGAUCAUAACUUCGAUACACAAUACUAUCCGUAUUACAAUUCAAGACGCGAACAGAUGAAGAAUUUUAUCAAAGACACUGUUGACCACAAAUGGGGAUCCGAUGUCAAUAUAUUAAGUCUACAAAAUUUGGCUGAAAGGAGUGAACAACAGGCGGCCAACGAUAAGGUGAUAAUUUUUGGUGUAUUGUUCAAGAAGGCCACGAAUCAGCCGUCAAUUCUCAAAGAGAUUAGUGAUGACAAUCCGGUUUUGGGCCAACCGUUACCCGAGAAAUACAUCUCUGAUGAAGACACGCUUUGGUUACAAUCAGACAACGAGACUAUCGAAGUAUUAAGAUUGGAUGUACACAACCAUUGCACCGGUAUUUGUGUGGCACUGAAAGGUGUCGAAGACGAGAGUCGGUCAGCGUUUCUCGUCGAAGAUGUUUGUUAUGCGAGUAUUUGGAGCGAACAGAUGACAAUUGACAAACCUAUUGCACCUAAAGAUCAAUACAUAGCACUGGUUUCUGGUCUGGGAUUUUCAAAGUUCAUGAAAGAUAACCAAAGUUUAACCAAAGCGUUGAAUAUUAUGAUCGAUAUAUUGAAAGGAAAUUCAGAAUUUGCCAAAAACAAGUCAAUCGCACGGCUUAUAAUUGCCGGCAAUGCCAUCGGUACGGACGCCCGAAAACAAGAGGUAGACAAUGAGUUGGAUAAGAAACUUCCGCUCUGGAACCAGAAGAUCAGGGCUCAGACACUACACGCCAUCGCACUGUUCGAUGCAUUUCUGGCCCGUUUGGGACAAUUCAUUCCCAUUGAUUUUAUGCCCGGAUCACUGGAUCCGACGACACAAUUUUGGCCACAACAGCCACUUCAUCCAUGUAUUUUCAAGAAAGCAUUUUCACUGUCAUCAGUCAAAUGUGUAACAAAUCCGCAUUUAGCCGAAUACAAUGGCAUUGAAUUAUUGGGCACUUCGGGCCAGAAUAUCAACUCAAUUCGAGAGUACACUAAAAUGAAUGAUUCGAUUGAAAUCAUGAGAAAAACCAUGGAAUGGCUUCACUUGGCGCCCACCUGUCCCGACACUAUGUUAAGCUAUCCAUUCAAUACUACCGAUCCGUUUGUCAUAACCAACUAUCCCGAUGUCUAUUUUGCUGGCAAUCAGAAAGAGUUCAAUACCGGAUCAUUUGAUGCACCAAACGGUAAGAAAGUAUUGCUUAUAUCUGUUCCCAAAUUUGAAGACAAAAUGGUUUGCGUACUAUUGAAUACUACAUCAUUGAAAUGUGAUAUCAUUGCAUUGGAUUAA